AUGAAGGGCGACAACAAUACUCUUUCUCCACUCCCUCCCGACAUGCGCCAUGGGCUUGAAGCCGUGGUCGCCUUUUCUGGCCUUUCCUUUGUCACAUCUUCCACGCUUCUUGUCUAUCUCAUCGGCCGACUAGCACUCUGGCUUUCGAGGACAUGCCCAAACCAGUUAGAGUCAUCUACGCAAACCGACGAAGUCGUCAUGUUACCCCAAGAACUUAGUACUCAAUACCACGCACGUACUAGCGAGAAACAAAGACGUGUUCCAAACCAGUUCCUCGUCCUUCUACUCAACGUUCUCCUGGCGGAUAUGAUCCAAUCUUGCGCCUUCCUCUUGAGCAUCAUAUGGCUAGUGGAGGAUGGUAUCGCCGGCAACUCUCCAAAAUGCUGGGUGCAAGGGUGGCUCAUCUCGACGGGGAACUUCGCCUCGACUGCCUUUGUUGCGGCCAUUGCGGUCCACACCUACCUGACGCUUGCAAGAGGGACUAGGAUACCAUACAAGGUUUUCUAUGGCGUCGUCAUCUUCCUGUGGCUUUCCGUGCUUCUCGCGUCUGUCCUGGGUGUAAUCAUCACCAGCAACGGCGCAGGCGCCGGGGGCUUCUACAUCCGCGACGGGGCCUGGUGUUGGAUCAACAUCAAGUAUGAAAUCCUGCGUAUCACUCUACACUACAUAUGGGUGGUUCUCUUGAUCGCAAUGGGCACCAUAUCUUACGUCGCAGUUUUCGUUCACUUACAUCGAAAGGACAAGGCCGCGGCUGUCGUGCAGGAAGCUUUUGUCGAUGCCGCUCCCAGUCUCACGGAUUCGCCUCAUAUAUUGACGCGGACGGACCAGGAGACGGAUGUCAAAACGCGUGUUCUCUUCCUGAUGUAUCCUCUCGUUUUCCUCCUGUGCACAGCACCUCUGGCUCUGAGACAUAUGAUGCAGAGCGGCGGGGUCAAGCUCCCGACGGCAUAUCUUGCCUGGACUGGCGUUAUGAUCUCCUCCAACGGAUGGCUCGAUGUGCUGGUGUUUUCCAUCACACGAGGCCGCAUCCUCUUUGUCGCGCCCGUUGGCGAGCAAAACGUAGGACUCGAAGCGUUCAAGUUUACCCCGAUGGGCCAGCAGUAUGGCUACCGAGUGUGGAUCCGCGGCGGGCCACCGGAGGACCCCCAGACUCACGGACGGGUAGGCAUCUUCCAGAAAUCGUCGUGCCAUCCGGAACCCGCCUCAGAGGGCCGCCAUGAUCGCUGCGAGAGCCAAAGGUCACUGCGAGACUGGGACAUGUGUGACCUCGAAGGCAUUCAGCUCGAGACGGUCACCCGGGUUUUCGUCGAAAAUUCUGGCAGCAAGAUUGAUUCAAUGCCUCCAGAGACUGUUGACAAGCGUGUGCAACAGAGCGUUGACUCGGGCAAGUGA
Colletotrichum graminicola M1.001 is the source of this 1392-nucleotide messenger RNA. RefSeq lists its product as uncharacterized. The record is from RefSeq and is a predicted model, not a curated record. Bases 1 to 1392 code for a protein of 463 amino acids. Gene Ontology annotation, cellular component: plasma membrane. Lineage: Eukaryota; Fungi; Ascomycota; Sordariomycetes; Glomerellales; Glomerellaceae. Gene Ontology annotation, molecular function: G protein-coupled receptor activity. Gene Ontology annotation, biological process: adenylate cyclase-activating G protein-coupled receptor signaling pathway. The transcript has 2 exons.